AUGUAUGAUGAGAAAUGCAAUUCUCAAAUUUAUCAUCUUGAUCAAGGUCUUGUUUUUCGAUGCCACAUUCUUUACUAUAAACAAAUUUCUUCAAAUAAUCUUCUUUGUGAUAAAGAUAGAAUUAUUUUUAAUUUUCAUCAUGUUUUAUUUGAUUUCCCAUCAAUGAAAAUAUUUCUUCAUGAUCUCAAUCAAGCAUAUAUGACAAACCAACUACCUAUCAAUCAUAAUACUGAUCUACGUUAUCUUGAUUAUGCUCUUAUUGAACAACAAAUGCCGAUGACUAGUGCAAAUCUUUCAUGUGAUUUUCUUAACUAUGCAUUAACAAACAAUAUAGAACUUCAACAUCUAGCACUUGCCGCUUAUUAUAUGUUCUUAUUUAAGUUAACUAAUGGAGAAAGAGAUAUAUGUAUUGGAAUGAAUACACAUACUCGAUAUAAAUAUGAAUUCAAAUCAAUCAUUGGAUUAUAUGAAAAUCUUAUUCCAUUGCGAUGUCAAUUAGAUCGUGAUGAUUCAUUUCGUCAACUAGUUGAAUAUGUUCAAGAAAUGGCAACAAAUUGUAUGAAAUAUUCAUAUUUUCCUCUUCAACAUAUUCUUGCACAACAUUCUGAUUGUUGA
Molecule: messenger RNA, 615 nt
Organism: Adineta steineri
Lineage: Eukaryota; Metazoa; Rotifera; Eurotatoria; Adinetida; Adinetidae
Source: the annotation of a GenBank genome assembly